This is a messenger RNA of Suillus clintonianus, 2433 nucleotides long. RefSeq lists its product as uncharacterized. NCBI's taxonomy places the organism in Eukaryota, Fungi, Basidiomycota, Agaricomycetes, Boletales, Suillaceae. The record is from RefSeq and is a predicted model, not a curated record. The coding region runs from base 1 to 2433 and encodes 810 amino acids. The transcript has 10 exons.
AUGUGGCUCAAGGAUUGUACCUUGUUUCUUCAAGAGAUGUUACGACUCGAAGGACGAGGUGACAUUAGUGCAGUGCCCUGUGCUGGUUGUGGUAAUCCACAUCCAGAAUAUCGAUGUGAAGAUUGUUUUGGGACUGAACUCCAUUGUUCCUCUUGCACGGUGAUGGCGCACAAGGAUCACCCACUACACCGGUUGCAGAAAUGGAAUGGUGAAUAUUUCGAAUUUGCAAGCCUGAAGAGCCUUGGUCUCCGGAUUCAGCUCGGUCAUGCACUAGGCCAUACCUGUCCCAAACCGUGUCGCGCGUUCAAUGAUGACUUCAUCAUUAUAGAUUCUCAUGGCGUGCACGAAGUAUUGUUGGAUUUUUGUGACUGCGCUCUGGCAACAACCCACGUACAACAACUGCUGCGCAUGUCACUGUUCCCUGCAACUACUGCGGUCCCCAAAACGGCUGCUACGUUUUGUCUGUUAGAAGAAUUUCACCUCUUGUCUUUGGAAUCAAAAGUAUCGGGCUAUCAGUUUUAUUACGCCCUAAUGCGAAGGUCUGAUAACACAAGGAUCAAUCCUAUCAAAGUGGGUCCUAUUCCUAUCCUAACGCUUUCGCAUGAUCACAACGGCAUUAAAGCGACGACGGAGGGUGCAUGCGCUGUUAUAUGUCCAGCCUGCCCACAGCCUGGGAAGAACCUACUGUCCAACUGGAGAGAGGCCCCUCCUGACAAAAGCUGGUUGUAUGGCCUAUUUGUGGCCAUCAAGUCCACCUGCUCGAGCCACAAUGCUGUAAACAUGGCGGAUACUAAAUCAAAUCGUGGCCUGGCAGCUACAGGGCUCGGAACCAUUGACUGCGCCCGCCACAAUAUGAAGUUACCGACGGCAGUUGGGGACCUCCAGAAAGGAGAAAAGUACAUCAAUAUGGAUUAUUUGUUUUUCUCGGCCCUUCGGCAUACAACUGUCGAUAUACUCAACAUCUCGUACGACAUCGCUUGCCAGUGGAAUAAGAAUCUAUGGCACCGCAUGAUGUCGUUUCCCCCUUCCAUGCAGCUGAACCACAACAAGAAGAAAAUCACAUUCUUUGUACCCAAAUUCCAUCUUCCGGCUCAUGUUCAACAGUGUCAAACGACAUUUUCUUUUAAUUUUACGCCCGGCAUUGGACGGAUGGACGGAGAAGCCCCUGAGCGGGGCACCAAAGAAAUGGGCCCAGGCGCGAGACGGGACACACUGGACGAUUUCUUUGGGGAUUGGAAUUGGAGGAAGAUUACUAAUCUACGUCACACGAUGUUGCGCAAACUGAAGGAUGCCCUGCCUGAAUUAUCGGAACAUGAAGUGGCUUUGGACGAUCUCGAGGAAGGGCUGAAAGAAGAAUACUCGGAAGCGUUGAGCAGGUGGAAAGAGGAGGUCGAGGCAUGGGAGCAGGAUCCCUCCCAGCCAAACCCAUAUGAACGAAGCGUGGAACGUAUCACCCUUGCCUCCGUGCAUCUCGAACUCGCAAAAGAGGAGGCAUCGGACAUAGAAUCUGAUGGCUCCCGUGCGCUGCAUGAAGAUUGUUCACCUAGUAUGCUGAUUAGCAGUGGACUCGAACUCGAAGAACAACAUCUUCAGUGCCGGAUCGAGGCUUGGGUCAAAGUUCAAGAAUUGUACAUCCCAAUGGUCGCAGCCCUACGACGAGACAAGUCCAAUGAUGUCAUCACACCCGAAUCUUUCCAGCUUUUGCUUCCUUCUCAUGUCGGUGGAACCACUACUUAUGACCUCAAAUUCCAGACCAUUGAGUGGAAACUUCGAUAUGGAGAAGCCCGCGAUACCCUCCGCUCCCUCCGCUCUAAUCUCCGUGCGCAAACUGCUGUCCUAAAGUACAAGGACCGGAACCUCCGUGGUCAAGGUGCUAACACCAGAGCACGUAACACGCUCAAAGGGAUCAAUGGAAGGAUAGAGGCAGCAUCAAGCCGAUAUCAGGAUGCACGCAAGGCGCUGGUAGUCCUCACUCCCCUCGUCAAGGAGACAGGCUGGCAGUCCUCUCUGCGCCCGCUCAAUUGUGAAGAUAUCCAGGGAAUGUCAGAUCUUCUGUGGGGCCAGACUGAGGGAAGGCGUAAGUUGUCUUGGAUUUGGAAUAUGCGGGGCGCACAUGGAGAUGAGUUGUGCAAUGAUGGAUCUAUGGAAGACAUGAAAAUAGAGUGGUGCAAAGCCAGGGCACAUGUAAUGCAGCGGAAGGAGGAGGUUGAGUUGUUACAGGAGGAGAUGCGGAGGAUCUUACAAUUCUUCGACUGGCAAGCCACGUCUUGGGACGAGCGCGCGAAUCAGAGCUGGUCCGAGGGUCCUGCAGAAAGAGAAGGCAAGAUCGCAUAUGCUCGGCGCCAAGCAGCUUUGCGUCGUGCACUAUCAGUCGCAUGUCGUUCCAGUUGGGAAGACACAUGCGCAUUCAUAGACCACUCCACACUGAUUUGA